AUGGCCCGACGUUUUGCGGUCACCCUUCUCGCAGCCUCUGUGCUGGCUCUUCCUGCUGCGGAGAUACUCGAGCGCCAGGCCGAUUGCAGCAAGGCAAAGACUCAAGUCCCAGCCGUCAACGACGCAAAGCUGCCCGACCCCUUCACCUUCGCCGAUGGCUCCAAGGUCACUACCAAGCUUGACUGGGCCUGCCGCGCAACCGAGAUUCAGAACGCCAUGGAACAGUACGAACUCGGAGACUACCCAGCUCCCCCGAGCAAAGUUGAGGCUUCUCUUUCUGGCACCAACAUCAACGUGAAGAUUACCGUCGGAAGCGCGAGCGUUAGCAUCAGCGCUGCCAUCCGGAAGCCCUCUGGAAACGGCCCGUUCCCCGCCAUCAUCGGCAUCGGGGGCGCCAGCAUUCCCAUACCUGCCAACGUUGCCCAGAUUACCUUCAACAACGACCAGUUCGCUGCUCAGAACGGGGGUGGUAGCCGCGGACAGGGUCAGUUCUACACCUUGUUCGGCAGCUCUCACAGCGCUGGUGCGCUGACCGCCUGGGCUUGGGGUGUUGGCCGAAUUAUUGACGGUCUCGAGCAGCUUGGGGUUUCUCAGACCGGCAUUGAUACAAAAAGACUCGGUGUUACUGGAUGCUCCCGCAAUGGCAAGGGCGCGUUCGUCGUAGGCGCUCUGGAGAAACGUAUUGCCCUGACGAUUCCCCAGGAGUCUGGCUCAGGCGGCGCGGCGUGCUGGCGCAUCUCGGAUAGCGAGAAGAGCAAAGGCAAAAACAUCCAGACUGCGGGACAAAUCAUCACGGAAAACGUCUGGUUCUCUCCUUUGUUCAACUCCUGGGCCACCAAAACCUCUCAGAUUCCCGAGGACCAUCACAUGCUGGCAGGCCUGGUGGCGCCGCGAGGUCUUUAUGUGGCGGAGAACGACAUCGACUGGCUGGGUCCUGUUUCCACGACCGGUUGCAUGAAAGCCGGAAGACUCAUCUACCAGGCCCUCGGCGUUCCGGAGAACAUGGGAUUCUCUCUUGUUGGCGGACACAACCAUUGCCAGUUCCCUAGCGGCCAGAACUCGGAGCUGACGCAGUACAUCAACUAUUUCCUUCUCAACUCGGGGACGAAGCCGUCAAUUCUUGAGCGCAGCACCGUCAACGUCAAUGUCAAGGACUAUGCCAGCUGGACGGCGCCCACUCUUUCUUAG
Messenger RNA from Colletotrichum karsti, 1188 nucleotides. RefSeq lists its product as uncharacterized. The record is from RefSeq and is a predicted model, not a curated record. Bases 1 to 1188 code for a protein of 395 amino acids. NCBI's taxonomy places the organism in Eukaryota, Fungi, Ascomycota, Sordariomycetes, Glomerellales, Glomerellaceae. The transcript has a single exon.